This is a messenger RNA of Drosophila serrata, 1736 nucleotides long. RefSeq lists its product as uncharacterized. The record is from RefSeq and is a predicted model, not a curated record. NCBI's taxonomy places the organism in Eukaryota, Metazoa, Arthropoda, Insecta, Diptera, Drosophilidae.
GUGUCACAGCACGUGCAGCCCUGCACCUGGAAUUUAAUGUAAUUUUUUAACUAUCCAUGGAGGAUAAGGAAGCCAGGAAACUUGCCCGCAAGAGGGCCAAGGAGUUGCGAAAUGAGUUUAUAGAGGAAAACGAUUUGGAGAAACUGAAUCCGAAAAAUUCGUUGCGACAUUGCUGUUCCGAUGCCCUCCACGACUUCGAUAGCGAAACCCACGAUGUCUGGCUGAUGCAGUGCCCCAAGGGAACGGAUCUCCAGAAGCUAGCCGGAAAGCGGAUCAAGCUGCCCGGCCGGCGUUACAAAGGGGAUGUCAAGUUGAGGGCCAGCAAAUACUCGACGCCUGUAAACGAAACCGUCGGCUAUGUGAACUACAAAGGAAAGUACUCUCAACGCCAAUUGCCUCUCAGCGGGUACAUGGUGGUCAGUAAGCGCCGAAAAGCAGCUAAGCGUGUAGCACAACACGAUUCCGGUUCCGAAUUUCCGGUCGCUCUGCCGCCACCAAAGUUCAAACUUCCCGUUCGUCAUCCAUUCUUCGGUCGGAACUAUAAGAAACACAUCGAGUUGCCAGCGGCGAUCAACAACGUCCUUAAAAACGCCGCUAGGAAGGACGCGAAGAUGACGGCCGAAUUGCGACGCACUGCUAAUUACUACGCAAUCAAAAGCAGGAUGCUGAAGUCCACACAAACGCUGGAGGAAAAGGAGAGCGAGGUGCGUGAAUCUGUGCUUACUGGUAUCAAGCCCAAGUUCAUGGACAGCACACCUGUUAUGCGCAACGACAACGAACCUACCGUGAUCAAGCUGGAACCCGAAGAGACCAAUGGUGUUGUCCCAAUGAACGGACAUUGUGCGGUGACAAUCAAGGAGGAACCCACCACACCAAAAAAGCGAAAGAAGCGUUCAUUACCUGCAGAAAGCCUGAUAAAUGGAACUAAUGGCCUUCAAGACUUCAUGGUUACCAUCAAAGAGGAGCCCGAGUCCGAGUCGCAACCCAAAAAGCGCAAAAAGCAUAAAGCGAAAGAAGGAGAUGCCGUGAUUAUUGACGGAAAUGCUGUGGUCAAUCUAGAAGAUUCUUUGGUUGCCAUCAAAGAGGAGUCCGAGGCCGAGCCGCAACCCAAAAAGCAAAAGAAACAUAAAGCAAAAGGAGAAGUUACCUUGACCAUUAACGAAAAUAAUUUGGUUCAGAUUGAAGACUCUUUGGUUACCAUUAAAGAGGAGCUCGAGCCGCAACCCAAAAAGCAAAAGAAACAUAAGGCAAAAGGAGGAGUUACCUUGACCAUUGACGAAAAUAAUGUGGUCCAGAUUGAAGACCCUUUGGUUACCAUCAAAGAGGAGCCCGUGGCCGAGCCGCAACCCAAUAAGCAAAAGAAACAUAAAGUAAACGGAGGAGUUCCUUUGACUGUUGGCGAAAAUGAUGUGGUCCAGAUCGAAGACUCUUUGGUUACCAUCAAAGAGGAGCUCGAGGUCGAGCCGCAACCGAAAAAACGAAGGAAACAUAAAGCAAAAGAAGGAGGAGUUACCUUGACCAUUGACGAAAAUGUGGGGAAUACCGUCAUAGUGGAUUCCGUGCCGCAACGCAAACCGGAAGAGGAGGAUAUUGUUCCGGAAGCCACGCCGCGCAAGCGCAAGAAGCUGAAGAAGGCGAGCGCAUAGAUAUACAUGUAACAGCCUUAAUUAAUUUUAAACUAGGUUUUAACUUUAUCUGGCCGAAUAAAAAAGGCUUCCAACGGAGCAAAAACCCUG